Messenger RNA from Paramecium tetraurelia, 804 nucleotides. RefSeq lists its product as uncharacterized. The record is from RefSeq and is a predicted model, not a curated record. The transcript is spliced from 2 exons. NCBI's taxonomy places the organism in Eukaryota, Ciliophora, Oligohymenophorea, Peniculida, Parameciidae.
AUGAUAAUAAAUCAAAAGGAUUUUAUGUUCAAAGAGAUUAAACAAGAAUUGGCCUAAAAGUAUAAGCAAUUAGAAAUUGAUCAAAUUGAAAUAAUGCAGAAACUCUAAUGUUAUAAAGAGUCUGCAUAAAACAAAUAACAUGUCGAUAAUAAUUCAUUAUUGAUUGACGAUAUACAAAACUCUUCUCUUCUCUUGCUUUCAAAUACAUAAAGGGACGUAGCAGAUAAAACAAUUACUGAUUUAAAAAGAGCAUUAGAAUAAUCGGAAAGAGAUAGAGAGAAUAAAAUUGAAUAGAUUAACGAAUUAAAAAAAUUAAAUUAAAAAUUAUACGAAGAAUUAAAUAUUGCAAAAAACAAUGUAAUAAAAUCAAAUAAACUUCUAAAUGAGAUUACAUUUCAAAAGGAAGAAUUAAUGAAUUAAAUCAAUAUGAUUAGGAAGCGUAAAUCAGUUGACACUUCUUUUUAUUAAACUUCGAUUACUGAUAUCACAAAUCAAGAUAUCUCAAUCCAAAUGAAUAGAAAAAAAUCAAUGUCUCAAUAUGAAACUGCUGAUCAAAAACAACUGCAAUAGUAUAAAAAGUUUGCAGAGUGCGUUAAAGAUAUGAUACUAAAAUUAUAACCAAAACUAUAUGAAAAUUAAAAUGUGUCGCUGUCUGAUGCUUGGAAGUGGUUAAAGAUCAUAAUUAAUGACUAUGUUCAAAUUGCAAAUACAAUUAAGCAAUUGAAAUAGAUUCUCAAUGUAGAGUAGCCAUACAUUGUUUUAGAAGUUUAAUAAUUAAUUAACAUGAUUGUUUAUAAAUAAUGA